Molecule: messenger RNA, 1724 nt
Organism: Physcomitrium patens
Lineage: Eukaryota; Viridiplantae; Streptophyta; Bryopsida; Funariales; Funariaceae
Product: vacuolar protein sorting-associated protein 24 homolog 1
Biological process (GO): vacuolar transport
Source: RefSeq, a predicted model, not a curated record
CAUACUGCAGUGGAACAGUCAUGGAGGGACGGGGGCAGACAAUUUGCUUGCUUGGAGCAGUUGAGAUCACUUGUAAUAGAGAUUUCGAUUCUAUUGCUCGGCACUGUGUUGCUCAGAUCGAACGUUGUGCGCCGUGAAUUAGAUCCUGUCAAGCGUCACUUAUUUUGUGCUGGAGAGAGAGGUUUGUUUGGAGAUUGGUAAUUGGAAAAAAAAAAAAAAAAAAAAAAAGAAAAAAGGACGCUCUCCACUGCAACGCGGAUUAAUUUAUCUAAGUUGCUGUAAGGAUUGGAAACGUUUUAGUUGAGGUGAAUUCUUACUUUGUGGGAGCGUCGCGUUGUAGAUUGCCUGUCUGUUUAUCAGAUUAUAGGAUGUGAAGAAGAUUAGUAGGAAAAGCACAGUUGAAGAGGUAGGGCUUGUCGAAGUCUGUAGUUUUGUUCGUCAAUCUGUGAGCUGCUUUAGAUAAAGUGGCUUCGAUUUGUUUAUUUAUUUUUCUUUCGGUUCGGAAGAGGGCAUGUGAUUGAAGUCUACUGCGAGGUUAGUGUGAGAUAAGUCAACGUUCGUGGAGGCGGAGGAUUGGGAUUCUGCUUUUUUGGUCGAGAUGGAGAAGGUGUUAGGCGCUUUCAAAUCAAAGGCUACCCCGCAAGAACAAUUGCGAGAAUGGCAGCGCACUCUGCGGCAGCAAUCUCGUGGUAUUGACCGCCAGGUCCGUGCAAUACAACGCGAAGAAAAAAAUGUACAGAAGUCCAUAAAGGAGGCUGCCAAACGUAAUGAUAUGAAGUCUGCUAAGUCAUUGGCGAGGGAGCUUGUACACUCUAGAAAAGCGGUGGGACGACUUCAUGAGAAUCGAGCGCAACUCAAUUCCAUUUCCAUGCAUUUGGGGGAGAGCGUUGCCACGGCGAGGGCGGUAGGGCAACUGCAGAAAAGCACUGAAGUUAUGAAACUUGUAAACAACCUCAUGAAAGCUCCUGAAGUGGCAGCCACCAUGCAAGAACUAUCUAAAGAGAUGAUGAAGGCUGGUGUAAUUGAAGAGAUGGUUAAUGACGGGUUGGAUUCCGCCCUUGAUAAUGAAGACAUGGAGGAGGAGACGGAGGAGGAGGUCAAUACGGUGUUAGAGGAGCUUGCUGUCGAGACUUUGACACAAUUACCAGCCACUGGAACACGAAGAGAACGGAUUAGACAACCUGUGCAAUCUGAGCGCGUGCUUGCAAAAAAGCGACAAGCAGUUGUAGGAGGGGAUGAUGACGCAGAUCUUGAUGUCUUACGGGCUCGAUGAAGCAACGUUCGGCAUUGAGCUAUAGGCACUGUUGUAGAGAAUCCGGAGGCACACGUCACUGGACAGCGUAAGGAUCGGUACUCAUUGUAAUUGUUUUCAAGUCCGGCAUGUCACAACUCAUCUUACGAAUAGUUCAAAUAUAUUUUUGUAUGUUGUAGCAACAGAAUAGAAAAUGUGUAUUUAUAUAGAAUUUAGCAAAGAACGAUAAAUUGAAUGUGUACUAUGAAGAGGAGGAUGUCAAAGAAGUACCACUUCCAAGUACAAUCUCGUUACGGAGGAGAUGAUUUUGUGUUUGAUAUGAUACAUUCGACUACACAUUGUCACGAGUCAGUGCUCUCCCUUAAGAACUUGAAUUUGAAGAUAGAUCAUGAAGUGUACGAUAGUUCUAGUACAUUAUCCGUUUAAUGAAUUAAUUUGCUUUAUUUCAAUAGAUUGUUAAGCGUUUGCGUCA